AUGGCGUCCCAAUUCUUCCUAAAGACGUCACAAGACAUUGAGCUGUUCCAGGGGUAUCCUGAUUUCACACAGUCUGCAUCUAACUCUAGUGAAGGUGGUGUCAUAUCUUCAAUAUUAUCGCCAUGCGGUAGAUUUUUGGCUCUAUCAACAAAAGAUUACGUGAAAAUUUUCACCGGUGGAAUUUUAGAAAUAUUACUUUUGGAGCUGCCUUUGUCCAACACCUACAACUUGCAAUUUUCGCCUGCCGGAAACUACUUAAGUACAUGGGAGAGACCAUCUGUGGACGAUUCAGCUCAUCAAAACGUAAAAGUUUGGUAUCUAAAUAGAGACUUCAGUGAUAGCGAUAAAAACGUGGAACCUGCAUUUCAGUAUCAGGCAAAAAGUCAAAGCGGAUGGGCUCUACAGUUCUCUAAACUAGAUAACUAUGCUGUCAAACAGUUCAGUAAAGAAUUAAGGAUUGUGAAAUUGGAACAAACUGUGGAAAGUGGAAAACAAUUUGAUUUUGAUCAUCCGUACUCAACUCUAUCACAAUCCCAAGAAUCUGAGAAUCAAAUUUUCUCUACAUUCUUGAUUUCACCAGCUGAACAUCCUACUAUCUGCACGUUUACACCGGAAAAGAGCGGCAAACCAGCCCACUUGACCAUCUGGCCAUUGCUUGAGGGUAAAAUAACUAAGAAGAUAGUUACGAAAACAUUCUUCAAGGCUGAUUCGUGUCAAUUAAAAUGGAAUGAUCAGGGCAAUGCCAUUUUAUGUGUCGCCACUACGGAUUUUGACUCAUCCAACAAGUCAUAUUACGGUGAAAAUACGCUGUAUUUGUUAACCUUCCAAGGUGUGAACGGUGCACUGGGUGGCAACUCCGUUCGUGUGCCUCUUUCAAAAGAGGGGCCAAUCCACGAUUUCACCUGGUCGCCAACUUCCAGACAAUUUGGUGUUAUUUAUGGAUUCAUGCCUGCCAGUAUUACCUUUUUCGAUCUAAGGGGAAAUAUUGUUCAUUCUUUGCAAGAGCAACCAAAGAAUACCAUGCUCUUUUCCCCUACUGGUAGAUAUAUUUUGAUUGCUGGAUUCGGGAACUUGCAGGGAUCUGUGGAAAUUCUCGAUCGUCACGAUAAAUUUAAAUGCAUCUCAAAAUUUGACGCUGCAAAUACUUCCGUUUGUAAAUGGUCACCUGGUGGAGAAUUUAUAAUGACUGCAACUACAUCUCCUCGUCUGAGAGUAGAUAACGGUAUCAAAAUAUUACAUGUAACAGGUAAACUGGUUUUCGUCAAAGAGUUCAAAGAGCUCUUGAAAGUCGAUUGGAGACUGCCAUGCAAAUUCAAAACAAGUGCAAGCACGCAUAUUAUUAGAGGGUUUCAAGAAAUUUCAGAAACUAACAUUUUGGCAGAUCCAAAGAUAUCUGGUAGUUCCCAAUUAAUGAUACAUCCAUCAGUCGCUGAAUAUGAAUCCAAGCAUCCAAAGAGAAGUAGUAACAAUGGAAACGGCACACAGAGUAAGCCGGUUGGAGCUUACAGACCGCCACAUGCUAGAAAGGCAGGUAUUGCUAGAUCUGUCCCUGGUAUCCCAAUUGUAAACGCCAAACCUCAGCAGAAGACUAUACCCGGUUUGGUACCUGGAAUGUCGCCUCCAAAGAGCUCCUCUAAGUCUGCCACUAAGAAUAAGAAAAGAUCAAACAAGAAGAAAAGCGAUCAGGAAGAAAAUGGUGAUGAUACCGGUUCAAAAAAAUCAAGUCCUGCUCCACCUCAAUCACCAAAUGAUGACCAACAGUCCGUCAAAGAGACUUCUUCACCGGAGGAGAAAAAAAUCAGAUCUUUGUUGAAAAAAUUAAGAGCGAUUGAAGUUCUUAAGCAAAGACAAUCCAAUGGCGAUAAGCUGGAGGAUACUCAAGUUCUGAAAAUACAAACGGAAGAAAAAGUUCUCAAUGAGUUAAAAUUCAUGGGUUGGGAGGGUGACAUUCAAGAUAAAUAG
Messenger RNA from Zygotorulaspora mrakii, 1962 nucleotides. RefSeq names its product translation initiation factor 2A. NCBI's taxonomy places the organism in Eukaryota, Fungi, Ascomycota, Saccharomycetes, Saccharomycetales, Saccharomycetaceae. Gene Ontology annotation, molecular function: translation initiation factor activity; tRNA binding; ribosome binding. The transcript has a single exon. Gene Ontology annotation, cellular component: cytosolic small ribosomal subunit. The record is from RefSeq and is a predicted model, not a curated record. Gene Ontology annotation, biological process: translational initiation. The coding region runs from base 1 to 1962 and encodes 653 amino acids.